GGUGUGGUGAGUAUCGGUGUCCUGUCAAAUUGAAUUUUGUUUGCAAGCCGCUUUUGUGAAUUUUAUCUGUGAAGUUUCGUGAAAUUCAUCUGCAAAUUUGGUUCCUCCGCACUAAAUUACUAUCGUGAAGGCUACGUACAACCUUGGUGUGGAAUUGCACUGCAGGCAGCAAUAGCAACACAACUAGCUUAACAUGGCGGCUCAGAUUGUUGGUGUUUUCGAACCGGAACUGCAGGAGAAGAUUUCCAAUUCGAAAAUUCUUGUCGUGGGAGCUGGCGGAAUAGGAUGUGAAAUCUUGAAGAAUCUGGUCCUGUCCGGGUUCCAGGACAUCGAAAUUAUUGAUUUGGAUACCAUCGAUGUUAGUAACCUGAACCGGCAGUUUUUGUUCCACAAGGAACACGUUGGCAAGUCCAAGGCGAAUGUUGCCCGAGAGAGCGCCCUUAGCUUCAACCCGAAUGUAAAGAUUAAGGCGUAUCAUGACAGUAUUACAACUUCCAACUACGGGGUCAACUUUUUCCAGCAGUUCAAUUUGGUGUUGAACGCGCUCGAUAAUCGCGCCGCUCGUAAUCACGUCAAUCGACUUUGUCUGACGGCCGAUGUUCCGCUGAUUGAGUCGGGAACGGCCGGAUACAACGGUCAGGUGGAACUGAUCAAACGUGGAUUGACGCAAUGCUACGAGUGCACACCGAAGGCAGCUCAGAAAACGUUCCCCGGCUGCACCAUUCGGAACACACCGUCGGAACCAAUCCAUUGCAUCGUGUGGGCGAAGCAUCUUUUCAAUCAGCUGUUCGGAGAAAGCAAUGAAGAUGAGGACGUAUCUCCGGAUACUGCGGAUCCGGAAGCGGGAGCUGAGGCUGGGGAAAGCGCUCUAGCAGCUGAAGCCAAUGAGAAGGGAAACGUUGACCGUGUGAACACUCGAACCUGGGCUCAGCAGUGUGGAUAUGAUCCGGAGAAGAUAUUCAACAAGCUGUUCUACGACGACAUUAACUACUUGCUUAGUAUGUCCAACUUAUGGAAGAGCCGUACGCCUCCAAAUCCUGCCAAAUGGGACGCAUUGGAAGAGGAUGGUGAGGCAGCACCAACGGAUACCGUUCUGCGGGAUCAGAAAGUCCUUAGUUUGACCGAAUCAGCUAAAGUAUUCGGGGAAAGCAUCACCGCUCUGAAGAAAGAUUUCGAAAAACUUGCCGAAGGCGAUCACUUGGUCUGGGACAAAGAUGAUAAGCACGCGAUGGACUUUGUAGCAGCUUGCGCCAAUAUUCGUGCACAGAUUUUCAAUAUCCCACGAAAGAGCCGCUUCGAAGUCAAAUCCAUGGCGGGAAACAUCAUUCCAGCAAUCGCUACGACAAAUGCCAUCACGGCUGGAGUUGUGGUGAUGCACGCUUUCCGUGUUCUCAAAGGAGAGCUAGAUAAAUGCAAAUCAGUGUACAUGCGACUGCGGCCAAACGCUCGCAAUCAACUAUUCGUUCCGGAUCGUACGUUGAACCCACCGAAUCCCAAGUGCUACGUUUGCGCUGCUAAACCGGAAGUAACUCUAAAGGUAGAUACUAAGAAUGUCACCGUAAAGGAAUUGCGUGACGACAUUUUGAUCAAGGCACUGAAUAUGUUGAACCCAGACGUGAUUCUCGAUGGUAAGGGUACAAUUGUGAUCUCUUCGGAAGAAGGUGAAACUGAUUGCAAUAACGAUAAGAAACUGGAAGAUCUGCAAAUCGUUGAUGGAUGUGUUCUGAAAGUGGACGAUUUUGUUCAGAAUUACGAACUAACAGUUACAGUAAUCCACAAAGAUCCCGGUCGUGAUGAAUCCAGUUUCGACAUCGUUGCCGAUCCGGAUUCGCUCAAACCGAAAGAAGACGAAGACCAGAAAACGGAUGAUGCCCAACCGUCAACAUCCGGUCAGAAUGGUAAUUCGAAAGCUUCCACUUCCAACAAUGGAGCCGUGGACGACGAUGACGAUAUGUGCAUCGUUGAGGAAGAUGCCGAGAAGCCAAGUACCUCCGAUGCCGGUGCAGGCCCAAGCAGUUCCGGCUCCGAGAAGCGGAAGAUCGAAGAUAGCGAGGGGCCAUCGACGAAGAAAGCGCGCGUUUCCAACGACGACGAUGAUGACGAUUUGAUCGUCAUCAACUGAAGUGGCGCGCGCGGUGAAAUACGGUAAGAGUACACAUUGAUGUUUUAAUCCGUAGAUUUAUAAAAUCGUUUCGAUCGAAACUCGGUAUUGUAUCACUUAAGCUGGCAACUUCGCAAUUAAUCUCUAUAAUAAAUGUAUCCUGUAAAAUGUA
Molecule: messenger RNA, 2273 nt
Organism: Aedes aegypti (yellow fever mosquito)
Lineage: Eukaryota; Metazoa; Arthropoda; Insecta; Diptera; Culicidae
Gene: Uba2
Product: SUMO-activating enzyme subunit 2
Exons: 5
Coding region: 194-2122 (642 amino acids)
Biological process (GO): protein sumoylation
Cellular component (GO): SUMO activating enzyme complex; cytoplasm
Molecular function (GO): SUMO activating enzyme activity
Source: RefSeq, a predicted model, not a curated record